AUGAUUAAGGUCAUCGCUCUGGUUGCCUGUGUGGUUAUCGCCGUUGUUGCAGCCGACGAGCAUCAUUCUCAUCCCAAGUACAAAUUCGAGUACGGAGUCAAGGAUGGCCACACUCACGACCACAAAAGCCAAUGGGAGCACCGUGAUGGAGAUGUCGUCAAGGGGCAGUAUACUCUGGAUGAGGCCGACGGUACCCACCGUGUUGUGGACUACAGCUCGGACCAUCACCACGGUUUCCAGGCUCAUGUUCAGCGCAGUGGACACGCUCACCACCCACAUGGAGAAAGCUAUGCCAACAUUGACCAACACCACUAAG
This is a messenger RNA of Ochlerotatus camptorhynchus, 316 nucleotides long. Its product is annotated as cuticle protein 19-like. The record is from RefSeq and is a predicted model, not a curated record. Gene Ontology annotation, cellular component: extracellular matrix. The transcript is spliced from 2 exons. The coding region runs from base 1 to 315 and encodes 104 amino acids. NCBI's taxonomy places the organism in Eukaryota, Metazoa, Arthropoda, Insecta, Diptera, Culicidae.